UAUGGCUUUCAACGGCACCCAUGUGCAGGGCCUGCAAGGCUCGGAAUGGGGGGUUUCGCAGAGGCUUAAUACGGAUUUUCACGAUUAUAUAUCAUCGUCGAAAGUCAUCAAAUUAGUCGGGAUCGUGUUACUUUGGCUUUUCGCUAUUUCGUUCUUCCAGCCCAAGAGGCCCAGAAUUCCGGGCGCCCGAGUACACGGGUCUCGGGGAUGGUGGGAGCCUUCAUUCUUGCUCAAGACUCGAUUUAUAUAUGACGCGUAUAGAAUUAUUAAUAGUGGAUAUGAUAAGUUCAAAGAUGUCCCUUUCGUGGUACGUCGUUACGAUACCGACAUCCAUGUUAUGCCAAUGAAGUACUUAGACGAGCUACGCUUGAUUCCAAGAAAUGAACUCAAUGGGAAGAUGGCGCAUUAUAACAACUUGUUCAAAGGCUGGUCAUGGGCCUCCGUAAUUCGUGAUUCUGACUUGCACGUCACCGUAUUAACAAAAAAGCUGAACCCGGAUGUGGCUAAAUACGUCGAUAUGGCAAACGAGGAACUCGAGUACGGCUGGCAUAUAGACGUACCCAAGCCCAUCGAAUGGACCGAAGUCGACAUACAGCAAACCUUGCGCAUGCUUGUCGCCCGCAUGUCGGCAAAGGUCUUUGUGGGCGAUCCAGCGUGUCGUGAUCCUACAUGGCUAAGCCUAACACUAAACUUCUCCCAGGAUUUAUUUUUGGCAGGUUUCGCGUUGCGCAUGUUCCCGCCGUGGAUGCACUUCUUGGUCAAGCCAUUGAUUCCAGCGCGAUGGCGUGUACAGAAGCAGAUUGACAUAGGCACUAAGGUCGUCCGUCAGUACAUGCUCAAACGCGAGGAACAGGUCAAGGCAGGCCAGAGAGGUGAUGGAACGUUAUUUGAAUGGAUGGUCGACCACGCGGUGGGAAAUGAAGGAUCGUUGGAACAAAUGGCUGCCAGACAAUGCAUCCUGACGCUUGCGAGCAUCCACACAACGGCAGCGACAGCGGCAAACGUUCUAUUUGACAUUAUUGCUCACCCCGAAUGGGUUGCCGUACUAAGAGACGAAAUCGAUGAGACACUCAAGACUCAUGGUGAGCUCGGACAAAAUAUGCCAGUCAAGUCGUGGCUCCAGCAUCUGGAGAAGAUGGAUAGCUUCAUCCUUGAAAGUCAACGACACAAUCCACCCAUCCUCUUGACACCUCAAAGGUUAGCAAUGGUGCCCCUAACCCUAAAGGACGGAACACACAUUCCAGAGGGGACUCGCAUCGCGUGGCCCGGUCCGCAACAUGCCUUCGACCCCACCAUCACCCCGGAUCCCGAUACAUUUGAUCCAAUGAGAAGCUAUCGCAAGCGGCACACCGGCAACGGGCAGAAUCUCCACAAGUUCAUGGCAGGCCAAUCCGACCCCGAUAACAUGUCUUUCGGCUACGGGGGACAAGUCUGUCCCGGCCGAUACUUUGCAGUUGGCGAGAUCAAGCUGGUGCUUAUGCGACUGCUUCAAGAGUUUGAUUUCGCCUCGCCUAGGGGGAAUGGGCAUCCCCGGAGUAUUUACGCUGACGAGAACGUGAUAUUGGAUCCCUAUGCUAAGGUUAUGAUGAAGACAAGGCAGACGGUUUAAGGGGAAGAUAAAUUCCAAAUGUACUAGGUAAGUAUCUAUCAGUUUCAAAACGUGUCGGCUCGGCGAAGGGUUUGGAGCAAACCACAUACCAAUCUACCCGCGUGUGGAGCCCUCGGUAUAUAAGGUCAACGGAUAGGAAAUUCACUACCGUCCCAACAUAUCCAGCAGUGCCGUUCAAAUAAACGCAUACGUUACACACUGCCGGAUAGGUAUACAUAGGAAACCUAGGUAACAUGGCUCCGUUUCCUCUCAAAUGAGCGCGUUCGUGGUCAAUUCCCAGAGCCUCUAUACACAUUAUGAGGCCCCUUUAAAGGAUUAGUACAUUCACGUCUGAUGGGAUUUCAAGA
This is a messenger RNA of Annulohypoxylon maeteangense, 1956 nucleotides long. RefSeq names its product cytochrome P450. The transcript is spliced from 4 exons. Gene Ontology annotation, molecular function: iron ion binding; monooxygenase activity; oxidoreductase activity, acting on paired donors, with incorporation or reduction of molecular oxygen. The record is from RefSeq and is a predicted model, not a curated record. Lineage: Eukaryota; Fungi; Ascomycota; Sordariomycetes; Xylariales; Hypoxylaceae. The annotation marks the transcript as partial.